Messenger RNA from Carlito syrichta (Philippine tarsier), 3607 nucleotides. RefSeq names its product eukaryotic translation initiation factor 3 subunit B (gene EIF3B). Gene Ontology annotation, cellular component: eukaryotic translation initiation factor 3 complex. Gene Ontology annotation, biological process: translational initiation. Bases 1 to 1983 code for a protein of 660 amino acids. The transcript is spliced from 19 exons. The record is from RefSeq and is a predicted model, not a curated record. Lineage: Eukaryota; Metazoa; Chordata; Mammalia; Primates; Tarsiidae. Gene Ontology annotation, molecular function: translation initiation factor activity; RNA binding; translation initiation factor binding.
AUGACCAUAAGUAAUUUGACAAAUCUCUCUCGUACAGAACUGCUGGGAGAUAUACUCAAAGAUCGGCCCCAGGAAGCAGAUGGAAUUGAUUCGGUCAUUGUAGUGGACAAUGUUCCUCAGGUAGGACCUGACCGACUUGAGAAACUCAAGAAUGUCAUCCACAAGAUCUUUUCCAAGUUUGGGAAAAUUACAAAUGAUUUUUAUCCUGAAGAGGAUGGGAAGACAAAAGGGUACAUUUUCCUGGAAUAUGCAUCUCCUGCUCACGCUGUGGAUGCUGUUAAGAAUGCUGACGGCUACAAGCUUGACAAGCAGCACACUUUCCGGGUCAACCUCUUCACAGAUUUUGACAAGUAUAUGACGAUCAGUGAUGAAUGGGAUAUUCCAGAAAAACAACCUUUCAAAGACCUGGGGAAUUUACGAUACUGGCUUGAAGAGGCAGAAUGCAGAGAUCAAUACAGUGUGAUUUUUGAGAGUGGAGACCGCACCUCCAUAUUCUGGAAUGAUGUGAAAGAUCCUGUCUCCAUUGAGGAGAGAGCGAGGUGGACAGAGACGUAUGUGCGUUGGUCUCCUAAGGGCACCUAUCUGGCUACCUUCCAUCAAAGAGGCAUUGCUCUUUGGGGGGGAGAGAAAUUCAAGCAAAUUCAGAGAUUCAGCCACCAAGGGGUUCAGCUCAUUGACUUCUCACCUUGUGAAAGAUACCUGGUGACAUUUAGCCCCCUGAUGGACACUCAGGAUGACCCUCAGGCCAUAAUCAUCUGGGACAUCCUUACGGGGCACAAGAAGAGAGGUUUUCACUGUGAAAGCUCAGCCCACUGGCCUAUUUUUAAGUGGAGCCAUGAUGGUAAAUUCUUUGCCAGAAUGACUCUUGAUACCCUUAGUAUCUAUGAAACGCCUUCAAUGGGUCUUUUGGACAAGAAGAGUUUGAAGAUCUCUGGAAUAAAAGACUUUUCUUGGUCUCCUGGUGGUAACAUAAUCGCCUUCUGGGUGCCUGAAGACAAAGAUAUUCCAGCCAGGGUCACCCUGAUGCAGCUCCCUACCAGACAAGAGAUCCGAGUUAGGAAUCUGUUUAAUGUCGUGGACUGCAAGCUACAUUGGCAGAAAAAUGGAGAUUACUUGUGUGUUAAAGUAGAUAGGACUCUAAAAGGUACCCAGGGUGUUGUCACAAACUUUGAAAUUUUCCGAAUGAGGGAAAAACAGGUUCCUGUCGAUGUGGUCGAAAUGAAAGAAACCAUCAUAGCCUUCGCAUGGGAGCCAAAUGGGAGUAAGUUUGCUGUGCUACAUGGAGAGGCUCCACGGAUAUCCGUGUCUUUCUACCAUGUCAAGAACAACGGGAAGAUUGAACUCAUCAAAAUGUUUGAUAAGCAACAAGCAAACACCAUCUUCUGGAGUCCCCAAGGACAGUUUGUGGUGUUGGCGGGUCUGAGGAGUAUGAAUGGUGCCUUAGCGUUUGUGGACACCUCAGACUGCACCGUCAUGAACAUUGCAGAGCACUACAUGGCCUCCGACGUUGAGUGGGAUCCUACUGGGCGUUAUGUUGUCACCUCUGUGUCCUGGUGGAGCCAUAAGGUGGAUAAUGCAUACUGGCUGUGGACUUUCCAAGGACGCCUUCUGCAGAAGAAUAACAAGGACCGCUUCUGCCAGCUGCUGUGGAGACCUCGGCCCCCAACACUCCUGAGCCAGGAGCAGAUAAAGCAAAUUAAAAAAGAUCUGAAGAAAUACUCCAAGAUCUUUGAACAGAAGGAUCGUUUGAGUCAAUCCAAAGCCUCAAAGGAAUUGGUGGAGAGAAGGCGCACCAUGAUGGAAGAUUUCCGAAAGUACCGGAAAAUGGCCCAGGAGCUCUAUAUGGAGCAGAAAAAUGAACGCCUGGAAUUGAGAGGAGGGGUAGACACAGAUGAGCUGGACAGCAACGUGGAUGACUGGGAAGAGGAAACCAUCGAGUUCUUUGUCACUGAAGAAAUCAUUCCCCUUGGGAAUCAGGAGUAAUCUGGGAGCACCGUGCGUCCCCCUAUCUUGUGCUGGAACUGAGGCCAUCCUCUUGCAGAAAGCCUACGCAACUCCUGAAUUUAUACCUGUGCUUUCUCUCACGCUGGACUGUGAAUGCACCUGGGAUUCUUCAUCUUGACACAUUUUUGUGCCUUUAAACCCCUGGUGUCCACAGUGGGGAGGUUUUAAGGCACUGCUUUCACUUUUUUCUUGUUUGGGGUUUUUUAAUCAAUACCACCAGUGUUUGCUACCUAGACUCUUACGCAGUGCUACCUGCAGGCACCUUUUUGUUCCUGCAGUCAGUGGUAUACCCAAGGUGAUCAUCCACAGCUGAGCGAUGUUUCUGUUCAAGAACUUUUGCUGUCCCGGGCAUGGGCCAGUGCUGGGUGUCCUGGAGACCAGCCGGGGGCCGCGCACUGCUUGUGUCCCAGUGUGCUGUUCCCCUGCCAUUAAGGUUGUGGCAGGUUCUCUCAACAGGUUGAAUGUGGAAAUAAAAGCAAACCUGUAUGAAAAAGCUGUCUUUCUCCUCUCUUUGAAUGUAGAUAGUGACCUUGAACUUGGUGCCUAUCUCCUUCCCCAGUGGUGAGGGCCUGCUUGCCAAGCCAGGCCUCCGCUGGGCGCCGUCACACUGGGUUGUACCGUGCACAUCUGGCUGACAGUAGGAUGGGAACAUCCAGCCUCCUCCUCUGCUCUGUGUGUCUAGCUAUGCAUUAAUCCAGUCAGUGCAAACCACAGUUUCUGUUUUUCUUGCUUUCAUUGAAAACAGUGCUUAUAUUUUACCUGAUGAGAACCCUUUAGACUUCCUUAGAGUUGGACACAUUGGAAAAUUUGUGUUGAGAGUGGCCAUUUUAGCCAUUACUACAUGGUUCUUUUUGAAUAUUUAGUUUCUUUUUUCAUGUUGAGAAGGGAGUGAACAAACACGUGUAAUUUGAAGUCCAUUUUUGUUUGUGAUGUCUUUGUGCCCAUCAGUGCCUUGUGAAAUUGCAGUUUCUUCCACCUCCUUUUAAAUCGUGGAACCUGCUGCUGAGCUUAAGCAGCACAGACAGGCACACUCAGUUCAAGCCAGAGGAUGUUUGCAAACCCGAAGCAGUGUUUUGAGGUUGGCGGAGACACAGCAAUGGACAGAGGGCAGAGGACAGAGGCAAAAUGCUGGCCCUGAGAAGCCGGAGCACUGCUGUUGAGAGUGAUUACCAGUCUUGGGAUCCCCAUGGACCUGUCUCGGAGUCUCAAGGCUGCCUGCCCCUGGCCGUCCAUGGAGGCCUCAGAGCUGAUGGGGUUCCCUGGUGUAAGGAAGGCACUUUGUGCUUUCCUUUCUCGUGAGCCUUACGUUUCUCUUCUCAUCUGCGACUUUCCUAAAAUCCUAUCAUUGUUGCAGUGCUAUCAUUUAGCUCUUCCUAUGCCCUUUAGUACACAUUUAGCCAGUAAUUUUGUUUACUCUCAUAUCCUUUAAACUCCAGUGUGCCAAGAAACACUUUUUCUAGUUUCGUGGAAGGAAGAAAAAGGCAUACAGUUCUAUCGAAGCAACAGAUUUUUAUCAGAGGCUUUCAAAUACUUAACUUUUCACUGUUUUAAACUUACUAGUUGUGUUUUACAUAAUUUGUAAAUAAAGAGUUUCUGAAACACA